AUGCUGUCCACCGUGCGCCGCCACAGCCUGCGCCUGCAGACCGAGCUCCACCGCUGGAGCAUCUGCGACCCGGGCAGCCACCUGCUCCCGGACAGCUUCCUGCCCCGGGUCCCCGCCUGCGUCUCCCGCUCCAAGUCCUGCACCAGCUCGGCGGGGGAGUCGAACGGCAGCCGCGGGAGCUGGUCCUCCGCGGACUCCAUCCUCUCCACCGACUCCGCCGGGGAGCCGCCGGAGCCCGGGCGGCCGUACCGGGUGGUGCUGCUGGGGGCCGGCGGGGUCGGGAAGACGGCCUUCGCCAGCAUCUUCGCCGGGGCAGCGGACAGCAUGGACAGCGACGACUGCGAGCUGGGUGGAGAUGAAAUGUGUGAAAAGACGAUUGAAGUGGACGGAGAACCUGCAGCUGUAACUCUGCUGGACACGUGGGACACAGAGACUGCCAAUGAACAGGGUCAGGAGUGUCCCACGCAGACAGGUGAUGCCUACCUGUUGCUGUACUCUAUAACCGACCGGGCCUCGUUCCUUCGAGCCUCCGAGCUCCGGAUCACCCUCCGCCGCCUCCGUCCCGCUCAGCACACCCCGAUCAUCCUGGUGGGCAACAAGUGUGACCUUGUGCGACGCAGAGAGGUGUCAGUCAAUGAGGGCCGCACCUGUGCUGCGGUGUUCGACUGCAAGUUCAUCGAAACCUCAGCGGCCAUGCAGCACAACGUCUGGGAGGCCUUCCACGGCAUCGUGCGGCAGCUGCGUCUGCGCCGAGACUCCAAGGAAGCCAACAAGCGUCGGAGGCACAGCGCCUGUAACACGCGCCGCGAGAGCCUCCCGACCAAGGCCAAGCGUCUCCUGGACAAGGUGGUGGCAAAGAACAACCCCAGCGCGGCGUUCAAGCUGAAAUCCAAGUCCUGUCAUGACCUGUCUGUGCUGUAG
Limanda limanda (common dab) is the source of this 921-nucleotide messenger RNA. RefSeq names its product GTP binding protein overexpressed in skeletal muscle (gene gem). The record is from RefSeq and is a predicted model, not a curated record. Gene Ontology annotation, biological process: negative regulation of high voltage-gated calcium channel activity. Gene Ontology annotation, cellular component: plasma membrane. NCBI's taxonomy places the organism in Eukaryota, Metazoa, Chordata, Actinopteri, Pleuronectiformes, Pleuronectidae. Bases 1 to 921 code for a protein of 306 amino acids. Gene Ontology annotation, molecular function: GTP binding; calcium channel regulator activity; GTPase activity. The transcript has 4 exons.